AUGAAUCGAAUCAGCUCUUCAGAUUAGACUUGUUAACUCAGUUUAAAACAACAAUCUAAAGUUUAAUGUCCAUUUAAGCCUAAAAUACCAUAUGAUUUCUAAAAUACAUUUUUUUAAGCUUUCGGUUAGGUGAGCUAUCUGAGAAAGUAAUCUUAAGAUCGUUUGAAAAAUAAUAAUCUCAAGAUCGAUAAUAACGAUAAAUAGUGUUGUGAAAAAUUUGAAUAAAUAUCGCAAUAUUAUGAAUCUACAUUACAAUCUCAAAUUGCUACUAUGAUCUAAUUAAAUGAGCUAAUCGAUUAGCAUACAAAUCUUCUGGAAUCAUAUUUGAAAAAAUAAAAAGCUCAUGUUGAUUAAUAAAAAUCGCCAUUUGUUUUUUCAGAAUAAAAAGAUUCCACUUAAUAAUGGAAAUAGAAAUGGGAACAGGAGAACAUGCUAAAUCAUCAAAGAGAUUAAAAAAUAAACGAGUUGAAAAAUAAGAUAGAAGGCCUUAAAGAAGUGUUGGUGAAGACUGAUAGUUAUACAAUUACUUUGGAAUUGGAAUCUUGGAAAAACAAAUAUGAAAAUUUAGUGAACAUUCACAAGGAAACAGCAGAGAAACUAAAAGGAUUAGAGGAUGAGUUGAAGUAAAUGAAUUAGACGAUGCCAAUUGAUGAAAGUCUUUAAUCAAAGAAGACUACAGUAACUACUAAUAGAAGACGGUUAACCAAGAAAGUGGAGAAUUGA
Messenger RNA from Paramecium tetraurelia, 723 nucleotides. RefSeq lists its product as uncharacterized. Lineage: Eukaryota; Ciliophora; Oligohymenophorea; Peniculida; Parameciidae. The transcript is spliced from 3 exons. The record is from RefSeq and is a predicted model, not a curated record.